Molecule: messenger RNA, 2523 nt
Organism: Pungitius pungitius (ninespine stickleback)
Lineage: Eukaryota; Metazoa; Chordata; Actinopteri; Perciformes; Gasterosteidae
Gene: ccdc3a
Product: coiled-coil domain containing 3a
Exons: 3
Coding region: 385-1275 (296 amino acids)
Biological process (GO): negative regulation of gene expression
Cellular component (GO): extracellular region
Source: RefSeq, a predicted model, not a curated record
UCCUUGAACGCAGCACCCGUGUGCUUUGAUGAUGUCUGUGGCCUCUGCUGCGGGAGAUGAAGUGGAAGCCCUGGGAAACACAGCAGCAGGUUGGCGUGCUUUAAGUUCUAUAAAUUAGGUUAGAGGGUUGGGUUCUUGAGUCUGGGGGUGGGAAGAUCUUAUUCUGUGCACGUUUAGUUAAAUGGAAAGUGGUCGAACCUUGUGCCAAACGUUACAGUAGAGCAUCAUCAAGCCUCCAGGUCACCAACCAGAUGUGCAGUUCUUUAAACGCAACUUUGAGAAACUUGCAUGCAAGAGGACAUAGACUUUGAAUAAAUUAGUAAAAUCACAGGUUUCUGUUGUGAGGCGUUUGACCAGAAACCGAUUGCUUUCGGACUCUUCGGGAUGUCUUCCACGGCUCUUCUCCUCGCAGCGCUCGGCGUUUUAGCGCAUCUGGACACAUUUACGCACGGGUGCCAGCUGCCUUCCGAGUGGCGGCCGCUGAGCGACGUCUGUCGGGCGGAACUGGCCGAGAUCAUCGUGUACGCCCGGGUGCUGGCGAUCCACCGAGAGCCCCUCGGCACCGGGGUGGACAGCCUUUACAACUCGCUGCCGUUCGGGUUCGGGUACGGGUACGAGGGCGCGGAGGAAGGACUGCUCUACUCAGCGGAGGUGGAGUUGCUGUGCGAUCAGGCCUGGGGCAGCAUGCUGGAGGUGCCUUCUGGAUCGAGGCUAAACUUGACCGGACUGGGGUACCUGUCCUGCCAGUCCCACACCGUGAUGGAGAACUACUCCUACUUCUUCUUCCUUAGGAUGGAUGAGAACUACAACAUCCUCCCCCACGGCGUUAACUUCCAGGACGCCAUCUUCGCCGACACGUCCGACAACAGGCGCACCUUUUCCAGCCUCUUUCAGUUCUCCAACUGCACCCAAGGGAGCCAGCCUUUCCACAUCUUCAGCCCGGAGUGGGACACACAGGAGGACAACAGGCUGAUGUGCUCCUCAGUGCAGGCCGCGCUCUUCGAGGAGGAGGAGCUGGGCCGCAAGAUGCAGGAGCGACUGGUCGCGGCGGAGAGGAGGAACCGGCAGCUGAAGGAGCGGGUUCGCAAGGUGAAGCGCUCCCUGGGGAACGCGCGCAAGGCCGCGCGCAAGGCCGGACAGGAGGCGCGCGAGCUGCAGGCGAGGCUGGAGGCCGCCGAGCGCAGGGCGGGCCAUCACCUCAACGCCAUAACGCAGGAGGAGCCGCCGCCCGGGCGCUACGCGAGCACUACGAUGCGCAAGAGGACGCGACUUUGACUUGAUCCGCUCCCUCCCUCAACCACAACUACUUUCUCCUUAGUAUCCUCCCCCCCCCCCCCGGCCACGCCCCUUCCCGGUCUCAGUACUGCGGCUCUGCGGCCUCCCGCCGCUGCUGUGCACUCGUCUAAGGCAUAGUGUGUGCUCAAGUUUUUGAACUAAAGUGCGACAAAAGAAAGUCACGUGUAUUCAUGUUUAUGCUGACUAAGAAUUGUGUUAAAGGGCCACAGAGAGCUUCCACAAGUCAUGUCAUUGGGCUCAUCUCGGCAUGGGUUUGAAAACAUUUGAGCCGAAACCUCUCAACGGAAAACCCAUUGGGGUCAAGACAUUUGUAAGACAUCGAGGUGGAAGGAGGUGGGAGGACAACGCUGGAGACUAAUGUUAAUGCGACUGGAUUAAAUCGACCCAUUGAAGCCUCAGACCACCAGAUGUAGAGUUGAGUGAUAAUGGUCCCUUUAAAAAACACCUUCUGUAAUCAACCCCCUAAUUUGACGCAUUGUUAGUCGAAAGAAAAUAAAAUAUUGAUUACAGGAGUAUUUAAAUAUACUAGUAUUUGGAAUUAAAGUAGUUUAAGUUAGUAAGCUUUUUGCUUUCAAAAAGCAUCCAAACUUAUAUAAGAACAAUAAAAAAGGCCUUCCACAUAAUCAUGCCGUGGUGAAGCAGUGAUAAGUGAAAUUACAUUUUAUUUUAGAAUGUUGUGAUUUAUCAACCUUUUCUUCAACCAACGUGAGUAGUGUAUUUAAGAAUGAGAACCCUGGGAGGUUGCAUGAGAUGGUUCAUUUAUCAUUUAGUCAAUAUAUAUUAUAUUUUUAAAGUUGGAAUUAGCUCGUCUGUUGAUUCUUUUUUGUACAAAUGUUUUUUCUGCAUAAAGAAUCUGGCUUGGAUGGAAAUUGUGUGAAUGCUUUGAGGGAGACUAUGAACACCUGAGUCAGCGGAAUACAAAAAAAACAAAUAUUCACACACACACUUCUUUUAAGCCCCUACGGCGUCACAUUAAGUUCAGGGGAGAUAGUGUGUGUAUAAAUCUUGUAUUUGGGGAGAGAAAGAGAUGCGAUUCGGGUUCAUCAAGUGAAUGGAAUGUGUUAGCGUGGGCAGCAAUGUUCCAAAACAGCGGGACGCCGCUGGAAAUUAUUCCUCCAAUUCGGUGGAAGACCAAAAUCUCUGGAAGGAGGCCACAUUAUGGGACCAGAGCAAAUGCAAGGGACUCAAAAUCACAGAAUAUCCUGAAAGGAUGGAGAGGAGCGCAGG